AUUUUAAUUUAGUACAACGCGCGCGUCGACGAGAGUCAGGCAUGGCCCAGUCUUUGCCACUGCCAGACUUUGGCCUACAUUGAGGCUACAAGCUCGUAGCGCCUGCUUGCUUUUGUCUGCCCAGCAGCUGCCCUAAAUCACAAGUGCCGCCGCUAACACACAAGCCAAAGCUAAAAACGGGAGGUGCCAAUACACAGCGGAUUGGCAUUUGGGGCAGCCCUGCACUUCAGGCAAAGCCCAGAGCAUCUAGAUCGUAGCGCUGCGAGAACAGCCCGCGAUGGGCUCAGGCGCGUCGACCGACAAGAAACCGCUCACCGAAGUAAGGCUGAAAAGCGAGGUCGGCGUCCUCUUCGACGACAAGGCGAAGCGAGCCUUCGAUGCCGCCGCCACUGAGGACCCGGACGGCACGCGCACGGUGCCGUGGCCCACGAUAGAAGCCCACGCCAAGGAGCACGACGAGCGCGCGCUCGACCCGCGGAAAUGCAUGUUUCACAACCUGAAGGCCUUCAAGGCCGCGCGGGAGCAGAUCGACGAGAUCGCGCGCGUGCACAUCAAGGGCGCGGUGCGCGAGAUCCCGUGGGUGGGCAAAUCUCUCGGAGACGAAUGUCGGCAGUGCGGCCUCGACGGCGAGCCGGCCGCGUCGCUCGACGCGCUGUACGAGGUCGCCGCGCUGGCGAGGGUGCAGUUCGAGGAGAUUAUGACGGCCGCGUGCCCUGAAAGCGGCGUAAAGCUGAUGUUUGCGCCGCUGAAGGGCCGCGACCGCGCCGGUGCCAAGGCGCGCGACGAGUACGCCGAUAAGACGGCUCCGUGCUACUCGUGGCUCUUCGACAUUACGCGCGGUGCUGCGCUGUGCCAGACGGAGGACGCCCUGGUCAGUUUGUACAAGGCGCUCGAAGCGGACGACCGUGUGGAUAUCGUGCGGACGAAGAACAGGUUCGCGCCGCCGCUCUUCAACGGCUACCAGGACAUUCUGAUGAACGUCGCCGUGAAAGUCGAGAACGUGAAGCACUUGUGCGAGCUCCAGAUCCAUCUCAUGCCGAUCAAAGAGUCGGAGGCGCUGCACCAGAGCCACACGGUCUACGAGUAUUUCCGGUCGUUUUUCUUGGGCAAUUCAGACGCCGUCGCGCAGCGGCUCGAGAUGUUGUGCGAGUUACCCGUCGACGACGCUUCCGAUGUGGAUGAGUUGGUGGACCAUGUGCUCGGGUCCGACGCGGACGCGAAUUUGCUCGAGGGGCUCUGCGAGUUGCUCGAGUCGAUCCAGGAGUCCGCGGGCGUCGUGAAGGUCCGGCAAGGCAUCUUGGCUGAGAAGGAGCGCGCGUUCGGUGCGAGGAGCAAGGAGGUGGGUGAGGCGCUGUGGGAUCUUGGGCUCGCGUACGGGGAUCUUGGCGACAAUGCCAAGAGGCUUGAGGUCUUGGAGCGGGCGCUCCCGAUCUACGAGCGCGAGUACGGUAGCGACCACGCGGAGGUGGCCAGCGUGUUGAAUAGUCUCGGGAACGCGUACGGCUCAUUAGGCGACCACGCGAAGGGUCGAGACAUGCUGGAGCGCGCGCUCGCGAUCAAGGAGCGGGCGUAUGGCCGCGACCACCCGGAAGUGGCCCCCACGCUGAACAACCUCGGGAACGCGUACGGCUCUUUAGGCGACCACGCGAAGAAGCGAGACGUGCUGGAGCGCGCGCUCGCGAUCAAGGAGCGGGCGUACGGUCGCGACCACCCGGAAGUGGCCAAGACGCUGAUGAACCUCGCGAACGCGUACGGCAAAUUAGGCGACCAGGCGAAGAAGCGAGACGUGCUGGAGCGCGCGCUCGCGAUCAAGGAGCGGUCGUACGGCCGCGAACACACGAGCGUGGCCCUCACGCUGGGGAACCUCGGGAACGCGUACGGCGAAUUAGGCGACCACGCUAAGGAGCAAGACAUGCUGGAGCGCGCGCUCGCGAUCAACGAGCGGGCGUACGGCCGCGACCACCCGUCAGUGGCCAGCGUGUUGAAUAGUCUCGGGAACGCGUACGGCUCAUUAGGCGACCACGCGAAGGGUCGAGACAUGCUGGAGCGCGCGCUCGCGAUCAAGGAGCGGGCGUAUGGCCGCGACCACGCGGAAGUGGCCCGCACGCUGACGAACCUCGGGGACGUGUACCGCAUGCUUGGAGACGACGCCAAGGAGCGAGACAUGCUGGAGCGCGCGCUUGCGAUCAAGGAGCGGGCGUACGGACCCGAUCACGUUGAGCUAGCCAACACUCUCUGGAAUCUUGCCGAUUCGUACGGCGCCCUCGGCGACACAGCCAAGCAGCAGGAAAGUUUAAAGCGCGGACUCGCGAUCAAUGAGAGAACGUACGGACCAGAUCAUUCCGAGACGGUCGAUUUCCGGAAGGAGCUCGCUUCCCUGCUGCACGCCGCGGCGGCGAAAGGCGACGUCGACGCGAUGACCCAGGUUCUGGACGGCGGCGCCGCUGUCGACCAAGCUAGAGGGGACGGCGCGACGUCGCUAUAUCUCGCCUGCCAGAAGGGCCACACCGACGCGGCGCGGCUGUUGCUGGAGAAAGACGCGGAGGUCGAUCGCGCGACGAAAAAGGGCGCAACGCCGCUAUUCAUCGCCUGCUUCAAGGGUCACGUCGACGCGGCGCGGCUGGUGCUGGACAAAGGCGCCGAGGUCGACCGGGCGACGGAGAAGGGUGCGACGCCGCUGUACAUCGCUUGCCAGAAGGGCCACGUCGACGCGGUGCAACUGCUGCUGGACAACGGCGCUGAGGUCGACCGGGCGGACGAGGACGGCUGGACGCCGUUGCUCGUCGCCUGCGAACACGGCCGCGUCGACGCGGCGCGGCUGUUGCUGGAGAAAGGUGCAGAUAUCAACAGGGCGAUGGAGGGCGGCGAUACGCCCCUGUUGAUCGCGUGCUACAACGGCCACGUAGACGCGGCGCGGCUAUUGUUGGACCGCGGCGCCGACGUUCACCACAGGGCCGAUUCAGGUCACACUUGCCUGAAUACCGCCUGCUGCGAAGGUCACAUCGAGAUCGUUCGGCUUUUGUUAGAUAACGGGGCUGUCGCUGACCUGGACGUAGCAGACGAAGGCGGCGACACGCCGAAGGCCAACGCGGAGUCCCAGGGCCACGCGGCCGUCGUCGACCUCCUCGCCCAAUACACCGAGUAAUUCACAAGCGAAAGUAG
Molecule: messenger RNA, 3162 nt
Organism: Pelagomonas calceolata
Lineage: Eukaryota; Pelagophyceae; Pelagomonadales; Pelagomonadaceae
Source: the annotation of a GenBank genome assembly